UGUAAUAAUGUUUUUGUCAGAUAUGUCUGGAAGAAAACCUUUAUACAGGAAAGCAUUUGUUUUCUUUAGUUCACCUAUUGCCAGAGAAUUGGUGUUGGAGAUUAAGAAAGAUACACUGGUUUUGCCUCGCAUUGGUGCAUUAAGAGAGAUGAAUUUAGAAUAUUUUGCCAUCGACAGUCAGGGUUUCGUUACAAACAAUGAGAGAGCUUUAGAGGAGCUAUAUGGGGACGAGGAGAACAAUAAAAAAGCUGUUGCAUGUUUGAAUGUGAUGGCUACUCGAGUUGCUUCUGUUUUUGCUUCAUUAAGAGAAUUUCCUUUUGUUCGAUUUCAUGCUGCCCGGUCACUAGAUGCGAACACAAUGACUACUCUUCAUGAUCUUAUUCCUACAAAGCUUGCUGCUGGUGUCUGGGACUCUCUUAUGAAAUAUAAAAAAAGUAUACCUAAUUUUCCUCAGACUGAGACAUGCGAGCUGCUUAUCAUUGAUAGAACUAUCGAUCAGAUUGCUCCUUUGAUACACGAGUGGACUUAUGAUGCAAUGUGCCAUGAUUUGUUGAAUAUGGAGGGAAAUAAAUAUGUUCACGAGAUUCCUGGCAAGAAUGGUGGUCAACCUGAGAGAAAAGAGGUUCUGUUGGAAGAUCAUGAUCCUAUAUGGCUUGAACUUCGUUAUGCACAUAUUGCCGAUGCUAGUGUACGGUUGCAUGAGAAAAUGACCAACUUCAUUUCAAAGAAUAAAGCUGCACAGAUCCAACAUGGUUCAAGGGGUAGUGGUGAAAUGUCAACAAGGGACUUACAGAAGAUGGUUCAAGCACUUCCACAAUACAGUGAACAAAUCGACAAGCUCUCCCUCCAUGUGGAGAUUGCAGGAAAAGUUAACAGAAUUAUUAGGGAGUCAGGACUUCGGGAACUUGGGCAGCUAGAGCAGGAUCUUGUUUUUGGAGACGCAGGAAUGAAAGAUGUAAUCAAGUUUCUGACUACGAAAGAAGAUACAUCCCGUGAAAACAAGUUGCGAUUGUUAAUGAUUCUGGCAGCCAUAUAUCCUGAAAAAUUUGAGGGUGAAAAGGGUCUUAAUUUGAUGAAGGUGGCGAAAUUGACAAAUGAUGACGCGAUUGCUAUAAAUAAUUUGAGAGUGCUUGGGGGAGAACCUGAUGCCAAAAAAACUUCAACCAGUGGCUUUGCUCUUAAGUUUGAUAUGCACAAGAAAAAGCGAGCAGUAAGGAAAAAUCGUGCAGAAGAAGAGACGUGGCAGCUAUCACGCUUUUAUCCCAUAAUUGAGGAACUCGUUGAAAAAGUUAGCAAAAAUGAACUAUCGAAUGAAGAUUAUCCAUGUCUAAAUGAUCCAAGCCCAUCUUUCCAUGGUACACCAUAUGCUGGACCCGCAACUCAAAAUCCUCCUGCUCAUUCACUUAGAUCAAGGAGAACUCCAACUUGGGCCCGGCCUCGGGGCUCCGAUGAUGGAUAUUCAAGCGAUUCGGUGCUUAAACAUACAUCCAGUGAUUUCAAGAAGAUGGGGCAAAGAAUAUUUAUAUUCAUUGUUGGUGGAGCGACUAGAUCUGAGCUUAGGAUUUGCCACAAGCUUACUAAUAAGCUGAAGAGGGAAGUUAUCCUGGGCUCGUCAAGUCUGGAUGACCCUGCACAAUUUAUUACGAAAUUGAAGAUGCUAACAAUGCCUCAAGAACUCUCAUUGGACGAUCUCCAGAUAUGA
Molecule: messenger RNA, 1702 nt
Organism: Vicia faba (fava bean)
Lineage: Eukaryota; Viridiplantae; Streptophyta; Magnoliopsida; Fabales; Fabaceae
Source: the annotation of a GenBank genome assembly